Bolinopsis microptera is the source of this 2859-nucleotide messenger RNA. RefSeq names its product putative glutaminase 3. The transcript is spliced from 3 exons. Gene Ontology annotation, biological process: L-glutamine catabolic process. The record is from RefSeq and is a predicted model, not a curated record. Gene Ontology annotation, molecular function: glutaminase activity. Bases 1 to 858 code for a protein of 285 amino acids. Lineage: Eukaryota; Metazoa; Ctenophora; Tentaculata; Lobata; Bolinopsidae.
AUGAAAUCGGGGAACAGACAGGUUCACGAGAAAGUGGGAAAGGAGCCGAGCGGGCACGGUUUCAACAAGAUCACCCUGACCAGGGACAACAAGGCCCACAACCCCCUCAUCAAUACUGGCUCCAUAUCACUGGCCAGCCUGUACCUACCUGAACACCCCAUGGCAGAGAGGUUCCAGUCAGCCAUGUCCAGAUAUCAGGCUCUUGUGAAGGGUUCUGGGGAGAUGCUCCACUUCAAUAACACUGUGUAUCUCUCGGAGCUUGAUAAUGGACACAGGAACUAUGCGAUUGGAUACUACUUGAAGAGUAAAGGUUGUUUGAAAGACAAGGUUAAUCUCAAAGAGACGCUGGAACUUUACUUUCAAAUGUGCUCUAUUGAGACAUCUAUUAGAAACGCAUCCGUAUUGGCAGCUGCCCUUGCAAACGGGGGACGGAACGUGUUCACGGGCGAGCAGAUCAUCUCGGAGCGUUCAGUCCAGAACAUGCUGUCCAUCAUGUUCAGCUGUGGAAUGUACGAUUACUCCGGAGAGUGGGCCUUCGAGGUGGGCAUUCCGGCCAAGUCGGGUGUGUCCGGGCUUAUCAUCGUGGUUAUCCCGGACGUCAUGGGACUAGCUCUGUGGAGCCCGCGAUUAGACAGCUACGGUAACUCAGUGAGAGGGGUCAAGUUCGCCAGGGAGAUGGUUAAGAAGUACUCUCAUGGCAGGAGCCAGAACGUGCUCCACCCCUUCAGCAACAGAAGUUUGACGGAGAGAGUCGUAAUCAGAACACCAAAACAUUCCAACCCUUCCCCGCCCGACCUCAUGUCCUGGACUUCACAGUACCGGGAAGCCGGAGGUACCACACCAGUGCUGCACCGUUAGCACACACCAGUACUGCACCUUUAGCACACACCAGUACUGCACCGUUAGCACACACCAGUGCUGCACCGUUAGCACACACCAGUGCUGCACCGUUAGCACACCACCACACUGCGCUGCUCAGGGGUGUGGCCAGAGGACUGAGAAUGUUUAGGAGAUAGGACAUUUAGGAAACAGCUCGUAAUUAAUUAAGGUUACUUUAAAUUGAUUAAGGACUUUUAAUUUAUCUUUGGUUAACAGAUCAUGACAGAGACAUUAUGGAUUAGUGAUUUAGCGGUUAAAGGACGGGAUUGCUGUGAAGUGUGCACACUACACAAAGCUUAAGCAACAUUCUAUUGGUGAGUGGUGACCACAUAGCGGUAGUUAAUAAUUUAUAAAUAUUAUGUUGCAGUGGUAACGUUCUUUUUCAACUAUUUUUAAGUAAGUCAGUCUAGUAAAGUAAUAAUCUUAUUUUUACACACCAAUGCCAUAUUAACAUGCCACAACAUGCCAUUAUAAUACGGUACCGCAUAUUAUGCCAAAACCUCUUAAGAGCUUUACAAUGAUCACAGAUUAUUCAACAGUAAAGUAGUGCGACUAUUUCACGAUAAAAGUUUAGGUUGUUUAAUGUUCAGUUAAAAGAAAAGUUCCUAGAAUGUUAACGACAUUUUCUGAACUUUCUGGUAAAUUCUUGACAGCAGCACUUGAACUACUUGACUUAAUAUCAUAUUAGGCACUUGCACUUGACAUAGCAGCCAGUAUACAUUAUCCAGUGUAGAUUGAAACAUUGCGAGUUGCGGCCUGAGCUUCUGAAUACUGAUUUGUUCAAUGAAUAAGAAUGUACGCCACACACGUAGAUCACUUUAUAAAUCAGUAAUGUAAGUAGAGGUGGGAGCAGCUAGUGUUACUAACAAUCAGCUAAUAACACUGGAUGCUGAUGGGAAGGAAAGCAUGUUUUUUGACACGUGACAGCAAUUAACCAACUAGUUAACUAAUUAACCAACUAGCAUCCAGUAUUGACCCAUCAAACCACUGAAUCACUGUCACCUGUCAACAAAAAUGCCUCCUCGACAGAAUCCAUAUCUAUAGAAGGUACACACUGCUAACUUAAUAAAUGACUUGAUUUAUCGCAAUCUUUCUUCUUAGUUUGAAUAAUAUAAUGUUAUCUACGCUGACUUGUACAUAUAGAGCACUGUAAAGUGUAAACGAGCUAUUAUAUCGCUGUAUUUUGGAUACGAAUGAUUAAUCACAGUUGCAACACAGCCGCAAAAAACUGGCUUCCAAAUGUCGAGAUUUUAAUGUAAUUUUAUCGCAAUUUCGAGCUUUUUGCGGCGGUGCUAUAGGAUGAAUGAUUUGGAUAGAUUAAUCUCCGGGUUCUAAGUUAUAUUAAAACUAUUGGCUAGUACCGGUUACCAAGCCGGAAAAGUUAAUGGUAAUCAUUUUUACAAGUAGACUUUUUUAACGAAGACGAGUGCUUUCUAAACUAUUUAAUAAUUAGCUUAUUCAUAUUAUGUUAUUUAUAUGUGCGAUUGUGUAAUAAAAUCGGUGAUUGAAGAUAUUAUUUAAAUAUAUUGUGUUAAAAGAUAGGAUUUUAUUUUCAGCUAGAUUGUAAAACGAAAAAUGUAACGCAAGAUCAACCACCAAGAAUGAUGGAUCAAGAAAAAUUAGGUAUAGCCUGACUGCUUGCGAUAUUUUAUAAUAAAUACUUUCGUUGUUAAAGCAUAGCUUCUUAAUUUGUAUAGCUUCUUAACUUUUUGUUGAACAUCGUAAAUUAUGUAAUAUUCUGUUUAAACGGGAGCACGACUUUUUAUUCCUCAACUUUUAUCCCACUGAAGUUUCUAACCCCGAUUUUAAGUCAAAAAAGUAUCCUCAUGCCUAAUUAAUAUUCCCUUAGCUCUAUACUAGUCUAUAGCUAGAUCAAGGUUCAACCUUGAUCACAUCUCCCUAGAGCCAAUUUAUAAAAGAAGAGGAGUAAAAGUCAGUACCGUGUCAUUAUUGUGUUACGUUCCUUUUUACAUCUUUAAA